GGGCGGGCGGGGCGCAGAUUGAGGCCACUAUUUAACGGCCCGGCGGCCGCGCAGCGACCUGUUGUGAUCCCGUCAUGGCGCGCUACGCCCGUGUCGCUACUUUGGCCGCGUGUCUCUUGUUCGUCUGCGAGGGUGUCUAUGGACACCGUUGGCGGCGACAAGCAGAUGACGGAGCCAAGAAAGAGGAAAGCCUGGAGCAAGAACUAUGCAAGGACAAGGACGCUGGCGAAUGGUUCCGCCUGGUCACCGGCGAGGGCGACAACUGUCGCGACGUCAUCCAGUGCACUGCCUCGGGUAUACAAGCAAUCCGUUGUCCAGCCGGUCUAUUCUUCGACAUCGAAAAGCAAACAUGUGACUGGAAGGACGCUGUUAAGAACUGUAAACUAAAGAACAAAGAAAGAAAAGUCAAACCUCUGCUCUAUACUGAGGAGCCACUUUGCCAAGACGGGUUCCUAGCCUGCGGAGACUCUAACUGUAUUGAACGUGGUCUCUUCUGUAACGGAGAGAAAGAUUGUGCCGAUGGCUCUGAUGAAAAUUCAUGCGAUAACGACAACGACCCCAACAGGGCGCCUCCAUGUGACACGUCCCAGUGUGUGUUGCCAGACUGCUUCUGUUCUGAAGAUGGAACAGUGAUUCCUGGCGAUUUGCCAGCCAGAGAUGUCCCACAGAUGAUCACUAUCACUUUUGAUGAUGCUAUUAAUAACAACAAUAUCGAACUGUACAAAGAAAUAUUUAACGGAAAACGCAAGAAUCCAAAUGGUUGCGAUAUCAAGGCUACAUUCUUUGUCUCACACAAGUACACAAACUACUCGGGCGUGCAAGAAACCCACAGAAAGGGACACGAAAUUGCAGUUCACUCAAUUACUCACAACGAUGAUGAACAAUUCUGGAGCAACGCUACUGUAGACGACUGGGGCAGAGAAAUGGCUGGCAUGAGAGUCAUCAUCGAGAAGUUCGCCAAUAUCACAGAUAACAGCGUGGUCGGAGUCCGUGCUCCAUACCUCCGUGUCGGUGGAAACAACCAGUUCACUAUGAUGGAAGAGCAAGCCUUUUUGUAUGACAGCACAAUUACCGCUCCUCUCUCCAACCCACCCCUAUGGCCUUACACAAUGUACUUCCGUAUGCCUCAUCGCUGCCACGGUAACCUUCAAAGUUGCCCAACAAGAAGUCAUGCUGUCUGGGAAAUGGUUAUGAACGAACUCGACAGACGUGAAGAUCCUUCAAACGACGAAUACUUGCCUGGUUGCGCUAUGGUUGACUCUUGCUCAAAUAUUUUGUCUGGAGAUCAAUUCUACAACUUCCUUAACCACAAUUUCGAUCGACACUACGAUCAAAACAGGGCUCCUCUCGGUCUUUACUUCCACGCCGCUUGGUUGAGAAACAAUCCUGAAUACUUAGAAGCUUUCCUAUACUGGAUUGACGAAAUUCUUUCAACGCAUAACGAUGUAUACUUCGUAACCAUGACACAAGUUAUUCAAUGGGUCCAAAAUCCACGUACCAUUUCUGAAGCUAAGAACUUCGAACCUUGGAGGGAAAAGUGCUCAGUCGAAGGACCUCCAGCCUGUUGGGUUCCACACUCUUGCAAACUUACAUCUAAGGAGGUUCCCGGGGAAACGAUCAACCUUCAAACUUGCUUGAGGUGUCCCGUCAAUUACCCAUGGUUGAACGACCCAUCGGGUGAUGGUCGUUACUGAAAGAGAUCUCGCGCCAUAGGAGGUGCAAAUUAGUCGAUAUAUUAAAUUACAAUUGACGAAUUGCACGGACAUCAUAUUUGAGGUCUUACGUUCGAAAUGUCAAUUUUGUUAUCAGGGUCGAAUUGAACUUUAGAAACUUUGAAUAUGUGUCCUUGUAAUAAAAAUGUACCGGGUCAAAAUCCCGCUUGUAGUCUAAGUACCUACCUAAAUGUAUGUAAUAUAGAUUCACAUGGAUAUUUAAUAGGUCUGUUUAAUACUUUAUGUGAUUUUUCUACUUUAAGUCUGUUGGAUAAAAUUUAAAAUACAAAAUACUAUAAAAAUA
Colias croceus (clouded yellow) is the source of this 2016-nucleotide messenger RNA. It is a transcript of the gene serp, whose product is annotated as chitin deacetylase 1. Gene Ontology annotation, molecular function: hydrolase activity, acting on carbon-nitrogen (but not peptide) bonds; chitin binding; protein binding. Gene Ontology annotation, cellular component: extracellular region. Bases 75 to 1694 code for a protein of 539 amino acids. Lineage: Eukaryota; Metazoa; Arthropoda; Insecta; Lepidoptera; Pieridae. Gene Ontology annotation, biological process: carbohydrate metabolic process. The transcript has 5 exons. The record is from RefSeq and is a predicted model, not a curated record.